AUGGGACUCAGCUGCUUUAAGUCCUGGAAGCAAGACAGUACAGGCCACAAAGGCAACAGAGAUGUGUUGGCCAGCCCAGGCUCGUACUUCUUCCUGUCUAACAGCGCCGGUCAGGGUGACGAGUGGCUGAAGAGCCUCAACAAAGGAGUCUGGAUCCCUUUUACAGGGGUCUUUGGUCAGAGUCUGGAGGAGACGGUUUUGUAUGAGCGGCGUUAUGGGGUGCGUUUGGUUCCUCUGGUGGUGGAGCAGUGUGUGGCCUUCAUCAGGGAGCAUGGCCUGCAUGAAGUGGGUUUGUUUCGCCAGCCUGGACAGGCCAGUCUGGUUAAAGAGCUGCAGGAAGCUUUCGAUGCAGGGGAGAGACCGUCCUUCGACAGCAGCACAGACGUCCACACGGUGGCAUCACUGCUGAAGCUCUACCUCAGACAGCUGCCAGAACCUCUGGUUCCUUACAGCCGCUACCAGGACUUCCUGCUCUGCGGACAGAGGCUGAUGAGUGACCGCACACAGGGUUUGGGGGAGUUGAGGAAUCUUCUUCAUGAGUUGCCAGUUGCAAACUUCAACCUACUCAACUUCAUCUGCCAGUUUCUGAAUGAGGUCCAGAGCUACUCUGACAAUAACAAGAUGAGUGACCAAAACCUGGCUACUGUGUUUGGGCCAAACAUCCUCCGAGCCAAAGCUGAAGACCCUCAAAGCAUCAUGGGAGGUGCAGCAUUGGUCCAUGUGCUGAUGUUGGAGUUGAUCAGAGAGCAUGAGUCUCUGUUUGCCAAAGUCGCCCCACCCAUCUCCACCCGUCCACCUGGAGGUUUGCAUGCAUCCCCAAGUGCUCUGAGGCAGCCUCACCUUCGCCCGUCGCCCUGCCUUCGCCAGCUGUCUAUGCCUCUCAUUGCAGAGCGCUCCAGAGAGCCGGGACAGGCCACCACAGACCCUCAGAGCUCCAGCUGUAUCUACUCUGCUGCUGCCAAAUCAGACUCAUCCUGUGGCCAGAAGAGACUUCUUGGCCAUCGCUACACCUCCUCCCACCCAGAGAACUGCUUCUACCCCCUGCCCUCCACUAGUCAGCCCCCUCAGCACCACUCUGACAGACACAACAUAGAUUAUCACCAGCAUCAUGCUGGCCAAGGGCUAUCUGCUGCAAACGUACAAGCCUCUACAACCAGCCUCCAGCUGCAAGACAUCUCCAAACCCAGACUGAUGAUCAUGGGCUGGGCAAAGGUGUGGCCGGGCCCGGGAGAGGCAGAAGCUGGUUUCUGGAGCUCUGCUGCUGCUGCAGAUCGAGAGGGUGCGGUGCCAGAAGCAGCUAGUGGUGGCAGCAGUGAGGCUCAGGAGGACAGCACUCCUUCUGCCUAUGACAACCUGGACAGAGUGUCUUCACGUCAGAGGAUGGAGCAUGUCACCGGUGAACGUUUUGAAACCAACGAUUCAGGAGGCCAUGUUGGAACUUGUGAGGAGGAGGCAGAGCUAGAGGAGGCUGGACGGACAAGGGACUCCUCCUCUUCAUGGUCCUCCUGUGAGGUUCUACCAUUAGAUGAGAGUGGUGAGCCUGUGGACGUGGUUAGUCCUGACAUGUCGCCAAAGAAACCUCAAAGGUUACCUUCCAGUCGGGUAGCUGAAGAGGAAAGUGAUAAUGACAAUCAUGAAGCCAACAAUAACGAUGAUGAUGAUGAUGGCGUCCACCACCCUAACUCCCCAGCCUCCUGUUCUGCACUCAGUGACAGCCCUCUCAGUACAGGCAGUUCUGAGGUGUUCCUGCCCUCUGGCCCUCCAGACUUGCAAGGGCAGGAACCUCAGUUACAGUCCAGGGAGGCUCACUCAUUCCUGGCUGAGCUUCAGCAGCAGAUGGCCCAGCAGAAGGCUGAGUACCAGGCCAGGAUACAGAGGCUGGAGCGCUGUAAUGACGUCCUCGAGCGGCAGGUUGCGGUUCUCCGGGUCAGUCUGGAGCAGCAGAGGCGCAGUCAAAGUGUCGCCGAGAUCAAGAUCCGCAACAUGGAGCGGGCCAAAGCUGACGCAGACCGCCGAAACACUUCGCUGCAGAGAGAGAUGGAGCUGUUCUUCCAGAUGUACGGAGAGAUCCGAAGAAGAGGAGAUCAAGGAGGAAGAGGAGGCAGUCUCUGA
Messenger RNA from Toxotes jaculatrix (banded archerfish), 2112 nucleotides. RefSeq names its product rho GTPase-activating protein 22-like. Gene Ontology annotation, biological process: wound healing, spreading of epidermal cells; signal transduction; negative regulation of Rac protein signal transduction. Gene Ontology annotation, cellular component: focal adhesion. NCBI's taxonomy places the organism in Eukaryota, Metazoa, Chordata, Actinopteri, Toxotidae. Bases 1 to 2112 code for a protein of 703 amino acids. The transcript is spliced from 9 exons. Gene Ontology annotation, molecular function: GTPase activator activity. The record is from RefSeq and is a predicted model, not a curated record.